Lipotes vexillifer (Yangtze River dolphin) is the source of this 1801-nucleotide messenger RNA. RefSeq names its product outer dense fiber of sperm tails 2 like (gene ODF2L). The record is from RefSeq and is a predicted model, not a curated record. Gene Ontology annotation, cellular component: centrosome; ciliary basal body. The transcript is spliced from 14 exons. NCBI's taxonomy places the organism in Eukaryota, Metazoa, Chordata, Mammalia, Artiodactyla, Lipotidae. Gene Ontology annotation, biological process: negative regulation of cilium assembly. Bases 60 to 1706 code for a protein of 548 amino acids.
UUUCAGCUUAUGUGGAGAACUUGUUGUGGAAGCCACCUAUAAAUCCAUUUACCGAAUUUAUGGAGAAGCCUACAAAUGAUGGAAGUCAUUCAGAAGAACUCUUUUCCCAUUUUAAAAGUUUACCAGAGAAAGAACAUUUACCACGGCAUGCCAGUGAAAGUCAUCUCAGCUGCCUAAAGCAGGACAUCCUAAAUGAGAAGACCAAAUUGGAAGCAACAUUUAAGGAAGCCGAGUUAGCAACUUGUUCUGUAGAAUUACUUUUGCCAUUAUUUAAGGACACCAUUGAAGAGAUUAGUUUUGAAAAUAGAGGGGACAGUUUAUCCAACUUGUUAGAGAAGCUAGCUGAUAAUGAAAGUGAAAACACUAAUCUUAAGACGAAGUUACUUGAAAAGGAGACCUAUAUCCAAGAACUUUCUUGUUUGUUUCAGAAUGAAAAGGCAAAUGCUUUGAAAGCAAGCCGUUUGUCACAAUCAGUGAAAGUAGUACAUGAACGACUACAGUUCCAAAUUCAUAAAAAGGAAGCAGAGAAUGAUAAAUUAAAAGAACACAUAAAGAGCUUAGAAUCCAAAAUAUCAGAAUGGAACUUGCAAUUGAAAAAGAGUACGCAUGAGGCUGUAACGAUGAAAGAAUCAAGUAGGCAAAAAGCUAUAGCUCUAAAAAAGGCAUCUAAAAUUUACAAACAAAGGAUUAAACAUUUUACUGGAGACAUGGAAAACCUUACUUCCCAGAUUAGAGAGCAGGAAGCCAAGUUGUCUGAAACAGUUUCAGCUUCCAACGUCUGGAAAAGUCAUUAUGAGAAAAUUGUAAUAGAAAAAACUGAAUUGGAAGUUCAGAUCGAAACAAUGAAAAAGCAAAUUAUUAAUCUUUUGGAAGACCUGAAGAAAAUGGAAGACCAUGGAAAAAAUUCAUGCGAAGAAAUUCUCAGAAAACUUCACUCAAUUGAAUGUGAAAAUGAAACUCUGAAUCUUGAGAAUACAAAAUUAAAGACUACACUAGCUGCUUUGAAGGACGAGAUUGCCUCUGUUGAAAAUGAGCUCUUAGAAUUGCAAGAAGUAGAAAAACAACAGAAAACCCUUAUUGAAGUUUAUAAAACUCAGAUACAGAAGUUGCAAGAAGCAGCUGAAAUGGUGGAAAGCAGAUGUGAAAGUUUGCUACAAGAGAAUAACCUAAUAACAAAAAACAAAAAUAAAAAAUUAAAGAAGGUUGAUGAAAAUCAUGAUCUUUUGACAAAGCUUUCCCUGGAAGAGGAAAGUUAUCUUAUUCAGUUGAAAUGUGAAAACCUUAAACAAAAAUUAGAACAGAUGGAUGCAGAAAAUAAAGAGCUUGAAAAGAAGCUGGCAAACCAAGAAGGAUGUCUUAAGCGUACCAAUCUUGAGUUUAAAGAGAAAUCUGCAGAAUAUAGAGCAUUGGCCAGACAGCUGGAAGCUGCUUUAGAAGAAGGAAGACGAAAGGUUUCUGAAGAAAUAGAGAAAAUGUCAUCUAGAGAAAGGGCUUUACAAAUUAAAAUAUUAGAUCUGGAAACUGAGCUUAGAAAGAAAAAUGAAGAACAAAAUCAACUUAUUUGCAAAAUGAACAGUAAAGCACAACAUCAGGAAGUAUGUUUGAAAGAAAUACAGCAUAGUCUUGAAAAGUCGGAGAAUCAAAAUGAGAGUAUUAAGAAUUAUUUACAGUUUCUUAAAACUUCUUAUGUAACAAUGUUUGGGUAAAUUGUUGGAUUUAUUUUCUAUAAGCAAUAGGUUUUUACUAUGAGUCUAAAAAGUAAUUAGAUAAAAAUAAAUAUACUAUCUGUUGCUAUAUUUUA